AACCAAGGCUGCAUGCCUCAGUUGACCUAUUAACUGGAGUAUGGCCGCCAUGUUGUGCAACGUUGUCGUCGUUGGGUGCACACGCCUGCGAUCCAUGCCAUUAGCCAUGUUGACCACAAAAAAAGAGUUGCAUGGUUUUCUAUUUCUAAUUGCAUGCAUGUGGUUCUGUUCCUAUAGUUGUGGGGCUCUGCUUGGUGGCCUUUUGGGCUGCCAGCGCUUCAUUAUGAAGAACAAAUAGCCCUUUUUGCAGUUAGAAUUUCUCAUUUGCUUUUACAAAUUUAAUCCAACCUGUAUGCAAGGGCAGAAACUACAUAAUUGCCCAAAAUUUCCUCAUGUAUCUACAUUUAGUUAUUAAAUAUAAAUGAAAAUAGUUAACCCUGAAAGUUGUAUUUGUAUAAUUUGUUUUACUAAAAUGUUGCAUUCCUUUCUCUUUCAGAGGGGCUCAUCCAAGGGUCCACAGAUACCUGGAGUUGCACCUUCAGAUCCAGUGAGUGGGAACUUAGGGGACAUGGCUAAGGCUGGGAGUGUUCAUGAGUACUUGAUAGAGUUACAUGAGAAGUAUGGCAACAUAGCUGGAUUCUGGUGGGGAAAAGAGUAUGCUGUCAGUCUGUCGUCAGUUGAAUAUUGGAAAGAAAUACAACAACUCUUUGACAAGCCAUAUGAACAAUUUAAGUUCUUUGAGCCUCUGUUUGGAAUAAAGAGUCUGACAUAUAAGAAUGGACCAGAGGCACGCAAGAAAAGGCAACUGGUUGACCGGAGUUUUAGCCAUGAAGCAGUGACACACUAUUAUGAUCACUUUACUAAGAUUGCGAAAGAGACAGCGGAGAAGUUUGCUACGUACUCUCAGACUCAGGAACAUAUUCCAUUGGGGAAAUCCAUGCUAGCCAUGACAAUCAAAGCCAUAUCUGUGGCAGGAAUGGGUCGCUUCUUUAUGGACAAGAAGGAAAUUGACAAAAUGGCAAUAGCAUAUGAAGAUUGUUGGAAUGAGAUGGAGGCUCGGCUUGCUGGUCCUUGUCCUGCACCUGACAGUGAGAGGGAGAAAAAAUUUCAGACAGCAAAAACUUACAUGAAAGAUACAGUCAAGAACCUGCUGAAUAAGAGAAAGCAAGAAAAGAAUAAAGAGGAAAUGCUGUUCAUUGAUUCCAUUUUGGAUUGUGAUCUUAUGGAUGAAGAAGAGAUGAGCGAUAAUGUGAUAACAUUCCUAGUUGGAGGCUUCCACACCACAGGGUUCAUGAUGACCUGGUGUUUGUACUAUCUGACAAAACAUCCUGAGGUUGAAGAAAAAGUUUUUGCCGAACUAGACAAAGUUUUGGGAGAUGAAGACAUCAAACCACAAGUAGCCUCGGAACUGAAGUACACUCGUCAGGUGCUUGAUGAGACCAUGCGUGCCUCGGUACUGGCUCCUUGGGGUGCACGAAUCCAUGAGUUUGAUCUCCAAGUUGGGGAGUUUGUCAUUCCUAAAGAGACACCAAUACUUCUGCCAUUUGGCAUUGUCCUACAGGAUCCAAAUUUGUGGCCAGAACCUAACAGGUUUGAUCCUGAUCGUUUCAACCCUGAGAACAUCAAACAGCUUCCAAGCCUUGCUUACCAGCCAUUUGGCUUUGCCGGGAAACGAAAGUGUCCUGCAUGGCGAUUCUCAAUUGCUGAGGGACUGGUGUUUUUGUCCAUUCUCAUGAAACGAUUUAAGUUUCAUCUCGUAGAAGGACAGGAAGUGAAACCUGUCCAUCGGCUGGGGGAGGUUGUCACCCACAUGUGA
Orbicella faveolata is the source of this 1756-nucleotide messenger RNA. RefSeq names its product cytochrome P450 20A1-like. Gene Ontology annotation, cellular component: membrane. The record is from RefSeq and is a predicted model, not a curated record. Gene Ontology annotation, molecular function: monooxygenase activity; heme binding; oxidoreductase activity, acting on paired donors, with incorporation or reduction of molecular oxygen. Lineage: Eukaryota; Metazoa; Cnidaria; Anthozoa; Scleractinia; Merulinidae.